Rhodofomes roseus is the source of this 1212-nucleotide messenger RNA. RefSeq lists its product as uncharacterized. Lineage: Eukaryota; Fungi; Basidiomycota; Agaricomycetes; Polyporales; Fomitopsidaceae. The transcript has 5 exons. Bases 213 to 1091 code for a protein of 292 amino acids. The record is from RefSeq and is a predicted model, not a curated record. Gene Ontology annotation, cellular component: endoplasmic reticulum.
GGCACUAGCAUCUUGCAACUUGAACGUAUUGACGGGCACAAAGGUUCACAAUCAGUGAUUCUGGCUAGUGCGCGCAAGUUCAAUCAUAGCAUGCCGUGCGACUCGGGCCUGCGGCCGCAGUUUAUACUUAGUACAUGCACACGCAGCAGCCCUAUCCCAGGUCGUCACGGUGACGUUCACUUACUCUGACCGGAACGCACGUUGUACUCGGAAUGACAGGCGAAGUUGUCGUUGUUACUGGUUGCACAAAAGGGGGCAUUGGACACGCACUGUGUGAAGAAUUUGCAGGGAAAGGCUGCAAAGUCUAUGCCACGGCCAGAAGAGUGGAAGCAAUAGGCGAUUUCAAAGACACGCAGAUCGUCCGGUUGAGGUUGGAUGUCACCUCGGAUGCAGACGUAGCAGAUGUGGUCAAGACGGUCUUGGAUCGCGAAGGCCGCAUAGACAUCGUUGUGAACAAUGCUGCCCGUCCUCACUCAGGCCCUCUGGCGGAGGUAUCGUUGCUCGAGGCCAAAAUAACGUUCGAUACCAAUAUAUUUGGUCCCUUGCGCUUGUCACAAGCUGCAUUUCCUCACAUGGCUACGAAGAAGAGCGGGAGGAUCGUGAACAUAGGCUCCAUCAUGGGCGAUACGCCGGCGCCCUGGGGAGGAGUGUACGGUGCCACAAAAGCAGCACUGGCCCGCAUAUCCGAGAUACUCUACAUGGAGGCUGCACCUUUCAACAUCCACGUCAUGCACAUUUCCCCGGGCGGCGUUAAGACCAACAUCGCCAUGCACGCGCUCGAUCAGCUCGACCUUCCCGAGAACAGCUUCUACAAACCCUGGCUUGCCUCGAUGACCAGGGCGAUCGCGCAUGCGGACGGGCCCCUAUCUCUCACUGCAGAGCGUUUCGCACAGAAGGUCGUGAGUGAGGUGUUGAAGCCAAACCCGCCGAGAUAUAUGACGUUGGGCGUGGGUGCGUGGCCGAGUGCGAUGAUCCAAUGGUUACCGAGAGGCGUUUUGUGCUGGUUGAUGUGGCAAUUGGUUGCGGGCGAAGGCUUGUCGUUUUUGUAUGGGCUAAUCAUGUUUCUGCGUCGUCUGCUAAGACUUGACUAGCGUGGCAAUACCUAGUAUCGCCAUUCACGUACCCUCAAGCUGUCUGCUGAUAGAAAGCAUAUCCAUGCCGGCUUGUUCACGAGGUCGUGCAAGGUUUGCUCAGGAAGAAUGGAAAACCACU